GGGACCUCUAACGGGAGAGUUGGCCUCCUCCCCGCCCCUCCCGGAGGGUUGGUGUGGAAAUUGAUGCCUGAGGAGGGGACAAAGCCGGCUGCGGCCUGUGGCGUUCCCCAGGCCUUGGGCCUGGAACCGCGCGCACGGUCGCCGAGCCUCGGUACCUGGACCUGACUGGAAGCGAAGCAGUUACCUUGAAAUGGCUUUCUGACCUUUAGGCACCUGGAGACUGGCCUUCUGGUCUUGGGACCCGAACAGGGGGCGUUCCGGAGAGGGGAAGAGGGAUGGAGGCGAGAACCGCGGGGGUUAGGAUCAAGCAGAGCCGCGCGCGUGGAUUUCUUGGUUCCCAUCACAGUGAUUCCUGGAGGCUGUAGAGGGCAGGGCCCUAAGGGAUGCCUCCAAGACGAAGGCUGAAGCUGCGACCCUGCAGCAACUAGGUGAUAGAAAAAAUGAAGCCAACAGGUACAGACCCAAGGAUCUUAUCUUUAGCUGCUGAAGUCGCAAAAAGUCCUGAACAAAAUGUCCCUGUUAUAUUGUUGAAGUUAAAAGAAAUAAUAAACAACACCCCUUUGGGAAGCUCAGAGUUGAAGAAAAUUAAACAAGAUAUAUAUUGUUAUGACCUCAUUCAGUAUUGCCUCUUGGUCCUCAGUCAAGAUUGUUCUCGAAUCCAGGGUGGUUGGACUACAAUUUCCCAGCUUACACAAAUACUAAGCCAGUGCUGUGUGGGAUUAGAUCCGGGAGAAGAUGCAGAGGAAUUUUACAAGGAAUUGCUUCCAUCAGCUGCCGAAAAUUUUCUUGUCUUGGGGCGACAAUUGCAAACAUGUUUCAUCAAUGCAAUCAAGGAUGAAGAGAAAGAUAACUUAUUACAUUUUUUCCAAAUUCUGACUGAUUCUCUCUUCUGGCUAUUGGGAGGUCAUAUUCAACUCAUCCAGAAUGUACUGCAGAGCGACCAUUUGUUACACUUACUACAAACUGACAAUGUUCAAAUAGGAUCUAUAGUCAUGACUCUGCUACAGAAUAUACUGCAGAUCAACAGUUGUGAUUUACUCAAAAUAGAAAGAAAGACCCUGCAUUCUAUUUUAGAUGAAGUUCUUUUCAAGCUUUUAUCAACUCCUAGUCCAUCCAUAAAACAUACUGCCACAAAGCUUCUACUGGUGAUGGCCGAAUCCCAUCAGGAAAUUCUGAUUUUACUGAGACUAAGUGCCUGCUACAAAGGACUUAGAAGUCUACUAAAUAAACAAGAAACUGUUACAGAAUUUAGUCAAGAACUUAAACAGCUUGUUGGUCUUUUAAGCCCUAAGAUCCAGCAGGAAGUAGAAGAACAGAAACUACAUAAAGCAGCUUGCUUGAUUCAAGCUUAUUGGAAGGGUUUCCAGACGAGAAAGAGAUUAAAGACGCUUCCAUCUGCUGUGAUUGCUUUGCAGAGGAGUUUCAGAUCUAAACGAACAAAGACAUUAUUGGAGCUAAAUAGACAGAAGGAAGAAGAAGACCUCAGGUUAAGAUUGCAGCUUCACAGACAGCGAGCCAUGAGAAUUUUGCGAGAAUUACGCCUGAGUAUGCUUGAAAUAGUUCAUCCAGGUCAAAUGGAAAAGUACAAUAGGGAAAUGGAAGAGAAAUCAGCAUUGAUUAUCCAGAAACAUUGGAGAGGGUACAGGGAAAGGAAGAAGUUUCACCAACAGAGGCCAUCUCUCACCGAGUAUAAAGCAGCUGUCACACUUCAGAGAGCAGUUCUUAAAUUCCUAGCAAAGCGCCAUAAGAAAAAGAAACUAUUUGCUUCUUGGCACGAACUCCAAGGACUCACCGAUGCACGCAGAGUUGAACUGAAGCAACAAGUAGAUGACUAUGUCAGAAGGCAUCCGGGCUCUCAGAUGUCAGAGGUGGCCAGCAGAGAGCUCCAUGCCCAAGCUCAAGAACAACUGCAGCACUACUUUAUGGGUAGAACCUUAGAAGAACGAGCCCAGCAACAUAGAGAAGCUCUGAUGGCUCAGAUCAGCACCAAUAUUGAACAGUUAAUGAAGGCACCAAGUCUGAAGGAGACAGAAGGAAAAGAACCUGAGCACUUCCUAAGUAGAUCCAGGCCUGUGGCAGCCAAGGCCAAGCAGGCUCAUCUCACCACCCUGAAGCACAUACAAGCACCCUGGUGGAAGAAGCUUGGGGAAGAACCAGGCGAUGACAUUGAUGUUUCAAAGGAUGAACUUAGUCUGGAAUUAGAAACUUUGUUUAUUGGUGGAAUCAAACCCCCCUAGAGACUUAACUUGAAGAUUGGCAAUCUUACAUUAAGAAAUUAUGUUGGUUCUCUUUCUGGCAUGCUGAUAGACUAGGGCUAUUGUAACUUAAUGGCUUUACAGAGGAUUCUCUUCAUACAACAUU
Nannospalax galili (Upper Galilee mountains blind mole rat) is the source of this 2361-nucleotide messenger RNA. It is a transcript of the gene Iqcb1, whose product is annotated as IQ motif containing B1. The transcript is spliced from 14 exons. The record is from RefSeq and is a predicted model, not a curated record. Gene Ontology annotation, molecular function: calmodulin binding. Gene Ontology annotation, biological process: cilium assembly. Gene Ontology annotation, cellular component: cilium. Bases 441 to 2237 code for a protein of 598 amino acids. Lineage: Eukaryota; Metazoa; Chordata; Mammalia; Rodentia; Spalacidae.